This is a messenger RNA of Penicilliopsis zonata CBS 506.65, 1030 nucleotides long. RefSeq lists its product as hypothetical. Lineage: Eukaryota; Fungi; Ascomycota; Eurotiomycetes; Eurotiales; Aspergillaceae. The transcript is spliced from 4 exons. The record is from RefSeq and is a predicted model, not a curated record. The coding region runs from base 360 to 893 and encodes 177 amino acids.
ACCUAAAAUUAGGUGUUCCUACUCAGCAGACGCUGAACCAUCGUGCAGUAAGCAGGCACUUACUCACAGUAUAUUGAUAGCUACUCGGAUGAUGAGUGGUAUACUCAAGUAGCUACUGACUGGACCUGGUUGUCGAUCGACCAUUUCCUCUAAUUGUAUACUAAUUUGAAGCCUGGUCUGGUUUUUAUUAUGACGAUUUCCAUCCUAUUCUUUACUAUCAUUUUUGGAUCUUAUUCCUAGCAACCAACUAUCAGCCUCCUCUGCAUAUAUUCCCCUCCAUAGAAACAUAUACCCUUGUUCUUUCUUCCUACCUUUAGCAUUGAAUGGAUUUCCAUCAAGGAUGACUAGGUAGCAUCGUGAUGGGGUUAAUUCACAACCUCUGGCCUAUGUUUUACCUAAUACUACCACCACCACCACCGAUGACAUCUACACACUCUUCUUUCUUUCAGGGGGAAGAGAAGGAAUGGAACAUAUGUAACUAUUUUCUCCCUAGUCUAGUGAAUGCCUCCCACUGGAGCCUUUUUUCUUCUUUCUCUCCUCAUGUUAUCUUCAGUCUUCGCGAGUCCUCUGCAGUCGACGACGACGAGCGCGCCUACCCAUAUUGGCAGAUACGAGACUCACUGCCUUUUCUGUCUCCUUACUGGCCUACCUAUUUAUCCCUGCUUCUCUCUUUUUCUCUUUUUCAGCCAUCUCAUGGAUUGUUUUUGACAACACGAUGGGAUCUUAUGGUCAAGAUUUCGCCUGCAAUGGUAACACUGACUCGCAAGGAAUUAUGGGCUCUCCUGAUAUGGAAGCCAUCACUAUUCCUAGGAUUCUUUAUGAUGGGCUUCUCCUUGAAUCUUUUCAUCUCAGUGCGUGCAAUGCCCUUGAGUUGCAGACCUUUUCCAUACUAAAAAAAAAAAUACAGCUAAGUUGAAGGAUUCGCUUCUUGAUGGAGGGUUGCCACAAGAGACACUUGAUCUCCUGAUAUAUGGUCCUGAUUCUUCGGUCACUGCCUCUAUUACACGUACAGGGCUACCUGUCGGCCACA